Molecule: messenger RNA, 486 nt
Organism: Leishmania mexicana MHOM/GT/2001/U1103
Lineage: Eukaryota; Euglenozoa; Kinetoplastea; Trypanosomatida; Trypanosomatidae
Exons: 1
Coding region: 1-486 (161 amino acids)
Source: RefSeq, a predicted model, not a curated record
AUGCCGCCCAAGGGUUUCAAGAGCAACGUCUCCCCGGAGGUGAUUGCGGCCCGAAAGGAAAAGCUCGAAUUUCUGUCUCAACAGUGCGCAGCAGUGGAAAAGAUGCUGUCCAUUUGUACAGACCAGGGCCUCCGCCUCAACGCUCAGAUCGCCGAGCUCGAGCGACGCAUCGCCGAGGCCGAGGUACUGACGGAGCAGGAGAACCAUGACUUGGAUGUGACGGUAAAGAUUGUCACAAACUAUGCGACAUCGAAUCUCGACCAACUCCAGCAGCGCCACCUGAAUAUGGAGAAGACGGCGCACGAGGCCGAGGCGGAGAAUGAGGCGCUGCGCGUGAAGAUAGCGGAGCUGACUGAGCGCAGAGAGGCCGAGAUCGAGCAGUGGGAAGCGAAGGUAGAGGAGCAGCGGGCGCUCAUGAACCAAAAGGCGCUGGACUUUGGUAUGCAGCUGAAGGAGACGUUAGCCAAGAGGUACCCCACAGUGUAG